Messenger RNA from Puntigrus tetrazona (Sumatra barb), 5105 nucleotides. RefSeq names its product dual specificity tyrosine phosphorylation regulated kinase 3 (gene dyrk3). Gene Ontology annotation, cellular component: nucleus. Gene Ontology annotation, molecular function: ATP binding; protein serine/threonine kinase activity; protein serine/threonine/tyrosine kinase activity. The transcript has 3 exons. Gene Ontology annotation, biological process: peptidyl-serine phosphorylation; cytoplasmic stress granule disassembly; positive regulation of cell cycle G2/M phase transition. The coding region runs from base 857 to 2605 and encodes 582 amino acids. NCBI's taxonomy places the organism in Eukaryota, Metazoa, Chordata, Actinopteri, Cypriniformes, Cyprinidae. The record is from RefSeq and is a predicted model, not a curated record.
GAUGACGUCGCGCUGGGCGAAGCUGAAGACGCUCUUAGCAACAAGCUAAGAAACCGCACAUCUAUACGCGCACCAUUAAGAGACGGAACCCGCAUCCAAACCACUCAGAAGAUUGGCGAGAGCACUUGUUUGACACGUCUGAAAGUGUUUGGAAGUGUUUCUGAGUUAAUUUGACCUCCUUGUUUCUAUAAUGAAAGCAAGGUAGGCUUGUACUAUCCGGGAACGAGGAAACGCUAGCCUGAGCUUUAGCUGCCCGCUGGACCGUGUGCUCGGGCUGGGAUGACUCUUCUGUUCAAACCAAUAACACGAAAUUUAAGAGAGGGGAAAAGCGGAGGUAAUCGACAUCUGUUUAAUGUCUGGACUCAAUCUCAUUGUGCUUUAAGGAGACAGUUUGUCAAGACGGAAACGCUUUUUUGUCCCCUGCAACUUUGAGUCUUCAUCAUCAUCAUCAUCAUCAUCAUCAUCGUUAUCGAGGACGACCGAUAAUACCAUAAUUUGGUUUCUUCUGAUGCAUUUGUGAAUGUAUGCACAUCUAGCUCCAUUAUCUAUGGGUUCGGACCUUCUUGCUGGAAAUACAGAUACCUCUUACUGCUUCUCCAGACCUGCAAUACAGGUGGUCAAAUUGAUAAGCCUCGUGAAAACGGCUUAAAGAGGAUCAUGCCUGAAUCCUGCAGCACUGUGAAAUCGUCUAUCUAGCCUCUGAACAUCUGACAAGCUUCCCCUCGGAUAUGAGACUCUGUUGAUGUUUUAAUAAUCUCACUAGAAGGACGUUGCGUUGUUGUUUUGGAUGGAUCUCACUUUAGCGAAAACAUUUUUCAGAGGAAAAAGAAAUAUUUGAUGUUGACUGCAUGCAACCAUGAUGAUACUGAGCAGAAAACCAGAUGGCCCCAUAACUGCAGCACGCCACGGAGACGGUCUGUAUGACUCCUACAUGCGCAACGAUCACAUUGUGAACCAAGAUGCUGAUGUGAAUGGGCAGAGUCCCUCUGGACUGCCCCCUCUCCCCAAACACACUGGUGUGAACAAGCCUACAAUGAAGGAUCACCAAGCAAUCCGUGGAGGACAGGUGAAAGUGAAGUAUGUUUACGAGGACACCUACAACCGCAAACUUAAUGGAGUUAGCCAGCACAAUGGCACAAGCCAAGUACCAGCUAAGCCCCAGCCUGCAAUCUCCAAAGAGAGAAGCGUGGACAGCAACAGUUCUGUGAAGUCUUCAGAGAGCUCAACAAAAGUCACAAAGCUGGGUAGCCCAAUGACCCCCGAUCAAGCUCUCAAGCAAUACUGGCAGCAGCUGACUACCUUGGAGCAGCAGGAGAUCCAUAACUAUCCAGAGAUCUAUUUCCUGGGACCAAAUGCGAAGAAAAGGCAGGCAGUAGCCGGGGGCACCAAUAACAGUGGAUAUGAUGACGACCAGGGAGGAUACAUCCAUGUACCUCAUGACCACCUUGCCUAUCGAUAUGAGUUCCUCAAGGUGAUCGGCAAAGGUAGUUUUGGACAAGUGGCGAAGGUUUACGACCACAAGUUACAGCAGCACCUAGCCUUGAAGAUGGUGCGUAACGAGAAGCGCUUCCAUCGGCAAGCUGCUGAGGAGAUCCGGAUUCUGGAGCACCUGAAAAAGCAAGACAAGACGGGAAGCAUGAACGUAGUUCACAUGUUGGAAAAUUUCACCUUCCGCAAUCAUAUAUGUAUGACUUUUGAGCUGCUUAGCAUGAACCUGUACGAGCUCAUCAAACGCAACAAGUUCCAGGGUUUCAGUCUCCCGCUGGUGCGCAAGUUUGCACACUCUAUUCUCCAAUGCUUGGAGGCUCUCCAUCGCCAUAAGAUCAUCCACUGUGACCUGAAACCAGAAAAUAUCUUACUGAAGCAGCAAGGCAGAAGUGGGAUCAAGGUCAUUGACUUCGGGUCCAGCUGUUUCGAUCACCAGCGUGUCUACACGUACAUCCAGUCCCGCUUCUACCGUGCACCAGAAGUCAUCUUGGGAUCUCGAUAUGGUAUGCCUAUAGACAUGUGGAGCUUUGGUUGCAUUCUGGCAGAGCUGCUCACAGGUUACCCUCUCUUUCCUGGUGAAGAUGAAGGUGACCAGUUGGCCUGCAUGAUGGAGCUACUAGGCAUGCCACCUCAGAAACUGCUGGAACAAGCCAAGCGUGCCAAGAACUUUAUCAGCUCCAAAGGCCACCCACGCUACUGUACGGUCAGCACACUUAGCAAUGGCACCGUAGUCCUCAAUGGUAGCCGUUCUCGCAGAGGAAAAAUGCGAGGUCCCCCAGGAAGCAAGGAGUGGGGGUCGGCCCUCAAAGGCUGUGAUGACCCCACGUUCAUUGACUUUCUGAAGAAGUGUCUGGAUUGGGACUCUAGUACUCGGAUGACACCAGUUCAGGCCUUAAGACACCCUUGGCUCUACAAGAGACUGCCCAAGCCUACACCUGGUGGAGAGAAGUCCACAGCGCCCAAACGGAUCACAGAGCACAGCACCUCUUUCCCUACUAUCAUCUCCAAGGUACCCCCUGUCAUGGGCUCAACCAACAACAAACUGCGGACCACCAUGAUGGGGGACUCCACCGGAAGUAUACCUUUUCGCACAGUGCUGCCGAAGCUUGUUUCAUAGAGAUUCCUUAGCUUUUCAGGGAUAAAGACAUAUGUAGCAGUUUUAGAAGUGGAUUUUUUUUUCCUGAUUUGGUUUUUUUUUUUUUUUUUUUUUUAAACGAGUGUCAAAACUCAAGAGUUUCAAUUUUUAAUGAAGUUUAACAAGCAAAAAACAAUUUUAUACAACUAUACUGUGUUUUUAUCAAAUGGCCUUCAGCGUGUAAAAUGCAAAGUUGACAUCAGGGCUGUUUUAUUUACACCUUGGUCUUGAAUUGAGUGCUGUUGAUUGGAGUGGGUGAAAGUUUGAUGCUGACUGCUCAUCCUGUCCUUUCUGAAGUUUACACUACUUCUGCUCAGACAAACCUAUAACUUUUGCUUGUAUGUGACUCUUUCCAAGGGCUUAGAAUGGAUUUUUACAGUUCUGAGAAAAAAAAACAGACAAACUUUCAUUUAAAACCAUUUCAAAAUGUGUAGUUUAAAGUCUAUUUUAUCAUCACAAUGAUGGUCUAAUUCAGAUGAGUACUUUUGUUAUUUUAACAGUAUCCUCCCUCAGUCACUUGCAUCCCAGUGAGAGGUCAAACUCUGUUUAUUAUUUGAGAAGAUAUUAGUUUGGAUUACUCUAGAACAAGAUAAAGAAAGUUAUAUUUGUUUGUAAGUGGUAGAGUAAUACAGGCCACAGUGCUUUUUAAUGGCCAUGCCCAUUCCUGGCAUGCCGUGGGAGAGAUGGGCACUAUUUCACAAGUGUCAUAGGAACGUGCUUUUAUCAGUGCUGUUUUGAAAGAUAUUUGUCAGGUUUCAUUUGAAGGCAACAGGCAGUAUCACGUGUUUGUCUGUACAUGGUAGUAUGCAUUUCCCCUAAGCUGUUAGUGGGGGAAGGGAAUUGUUGGCAGUAUUUUCAAUAACAGUGUGCUGUUUGCACUGAGCGUUGAUGGAUAUAGCUAGUGUGAGGACUUCAUAAGUAUAUACAAAAGGUAGAAGAAAUGCAUUCUUCAAGGUUGCGUUUGACAUUUGAACCUCACCCAUGUCCAGCUAUUUUUAAUAUUAAAUUUUUUUUGGUUUUUGCAACUAUUCUUGCCACACAUACUGUGAGAGAAAUAUAUAUUUAUAAAGAUAAAAUACCCAACGUUACUAAAUAUAUAAUGCAGGGUAUUUGCCCUCCCACAGAGCUUAGCGUCAGUAAAUCAAGGGGUUAAUUUCCAGUAACUUGAAUUUGUAGUCUGAAAUAUCUCUUCAUAGUGGCCUAUUUUCUUCCCUUUCACUCUUAGGUUUACAGGAGACUCUUGUUCUUUAUACAGCUGAGCACACAGCACAUUCACCCACCCACAAUGGCUCUGGUCAGUGUCUGCACUUUGAGUAUUUGUCCAUGUGAAAUCAGGACAAACAAUAUAUGCAUUUGGUUGUUCAGAACGUUGCUGUAUGAUCUAACGUAAGCAUGUUUUUUUUUGACACUGCCUCACUCUUUCUAGCUGUGAAUUGAACACGUAAUGUUUAGAAGCUAACUGUUGCAAGGUAAGACACUAAUCUGCUAAAGGACUGUGAAACCGAAUGGCGUGCACAAAGCAUCUGUGUGCUACCUGGACCAAGUGGAUACCAGGCAAGUAGUUGUGAAAGUCCUCUUAAUUGGAAAAACAACAUUGUCUUUUCACGCCUCUUUCUCAGGUUCUAACUUUCCUUUGUAGUUUAAUGGACAUUUAUAUAUGAUUCCACAUACAAGAUGGUGAUGGUCUGGCUCUCAAUUAAAGCUGGUUUUCAGAAAAGCUUUAUCUCUUCAGAGAUACUGGUGCUCGAAUUAGACUAUAAACUGUAUGGUGUCUUUGUCCAUUCGUAAUAAUAUUUGGGUUCGUACGUGGUCUCCUGCUAAGUUCCAGUUGUUCUGCGUGUUUUUGGAAUACAUCAGGGAAAAGUGUCCAGGCAAAAGUGGUUUUAGUGUUUUUUCUACCUCUUUCUUGCUUGUGAAAUCCAUCUUGUAUGCUGUAGAGAGAUCUCUACCACACAAAUAACAGCAUCUCGCUCCGCAUCAUCUGCUUCACUUUGGCGUACCUGCCUGUUAUCCUGAACUUUUCACCAAAGCACCCGUUAACUUAGCUGUCUCUCUGUUGUUCGUCUCGGUGCGUGGACCCCUCGGUUUGAGGGAAUCUAGUCUUGUGCCUUUUAACUGAACACACUUGACUAAAUCAACGCUAAGCACGGGAUGACUAAUGUUUCUCUUCCAGCUUUAAUGGUCAGGUUUUUGUAUUGCUUUUAUUUCACCCUUUUAUAGAGUUUUUACUGUUACUCGUGUUUUAAAGAGAAUUGAAAGAGAUAAUGAUGUAAUUUUCCUUCUAACUUUGUCUCUUGUCUGUUGGCUAUGUGGUUCAGAGCAUGAUAAUCACAGAACGCAUGAAAAUAAGUGGUAAAGUGAAACGGGAUUAAAUGACGAGAUUUAAAUAAGGACGAAGUGUGUGUAAGUAACCAAACGAGCUUGUAUUAGUUUCUUUUCUAAAAAAAAAAGGAAAAAGAAAUAAAAUCAUUAUUACCAGUCA